ACUUCUGAAACUCAAUUUUUCUCCGCCACCACAGUGUUUCUGUGUUACUGUUGCUGUUAAAUCACAAUCACAAUGUUAUCCCGUUUAUUUCGAUCUUGUGCACCUACAUCUAGAUGUAUUCGGCAAUUUUCAGGAUCAUGUGAGAGGUCUUUACCAGCCCAGAUCAUUGAUGGGAAGAGGAUAGCGGGAGAUGUCUUGAAAGAAAUCCGAGAAGAGACGGAUGAAUGGAUUGCCCAAGGCAACAGAGCUCCACAGCUGACUGUGGUGCUCGUAGGAGAGGAUCCAGCUAGUUCUGUCUAUGUCAAGAACAAAGCCAAGGCUGCAUCAAAAGCAGGUAUCACUUCAACCACGAUCACGAAACCUGCGACCAUUUCUGAGAAAGAGCUUCUAGCGAUCGUAGAUGACCUCAACCAGGAUCCCAACGUCGAUGGCAUCCUGGUCCAGCUCCCGGUCCCACCUCACAUGGAUGAGAGGACGAUCUGUGAUUCAGUCAUACCGGAGAAAGAUGUAGAUGGGUUCAACAUGGUCAAUAUUGGCAGACUGUGUUUAGACUUGCCUUCCGUCAUCCCUGCUACACCGUAUGGUAUAUGGGAACUCAUCAAGCGAUCAGGUAUUGAUUUGUUUGGCAAGAAUGCUGUCGUCUGUGGAAGAUCAAAGAACGUUGGAAUGCCGAUUGCAACAUUGAUGAAUGCUGAUGGAGCGCAUGCCUCCGGUAUGGGAAUGGAUGCUACCGUCACCCUAUGCCAUCGCUACACUCCACCAGAGCAGUUGAAUCGCUUUGUAAAGUCCGCUGAUAUCAUUGUGAUAGCUUGUGGUGUACCGAACCUCAUCGGUGGUGACAUGGUGAAGGAAGGUGUGGCGGUCAUCGACGUCGGGAUCAACAGGGUUAAAGAUGAGAAGACGGGGAAGUUCAAGCUGGUCGGGGAUGUCAAUUAUGAAGAGGUAUCUCAGAAGGCCAGUUACAUCACACCAGUCCCCGGUGGUGUAGGACCCAUGACAGUAGCCAUGUUGAUGAAGAACACCAUGGAAGCAGCUAAGAGGAACAUUCAACGACAAGCCCAGGCAGCUUCAUCAAGCAGUUGAUUUACAGACAUACAUCUUCAGUAUUAAGACCCAAUAUAGACAUGGUACAGUCAAACCUGUCUAGAGCGACUGCCCAAGGGAAACUGUCACACAAAAAGUGGUCUCUGUAGACAGGUUCCUUUAAUAUAUGUUUCAAUGAGAAACCAUUUUCAAGGGAAACAAAAAAUGUGGUCUUUGUAGACAGGUGGUCCUUGAAGACAGGUGGUCACUAAAGCAGGUUUGACUGUACCAGCUAGAAACAAGUCUGGGGAGAAGAUGUUCCAACAUCCGUUUAUCAGAAAACCUCUAUAUUUCGACAUUUUGUUCAUGUUUGUGUGGCGUGUGUGAGCUCUAGCUAGGAUGCUGCAGAAUAAACAAUAAUUUGUCAUGAGCCUGGUUGAACGGCAAGACUGGAUGCGAUUCAGUGUAAAAUAUAUACAUUUCUGUUCACAGAAGCUCUUUUAAGAUUUUGGGGUUGUAUAAGUGUGAUUUUCUCACAGUGAUAUUGAAGUAUUUUUUUUGUUUUUUAACAGAGAUCUUUUCCAAUGUAUGAGAGCAGCUUUCAAGAGCUUAAACGCUCAAUACUUCCGUGUAUUUUUUUUUGUUAUUUAUCUUUCCUUUCUUUACAAAACCAAGAGAUGAAAAAAGUACCAAAGUUUGUGUUUGUGCCCUUUUGCUCAGCUCAUGACAAAUUGUUACAUUUAGCCUGCCAUACACCAAUUGUUUGAACAUAGGGCGAAUCCUUAGAUCUUUGCCAGUUGUUAAUCCUUUUUCAGAAAGCGUAGUGGAGAGGAAAGAUUCUGUUAGGGCACUUUGUAAUUGGACAGUAGAAUCACUCUUUCAUUCUCCCUCCCUUUGUCAAUUGCCCUCUCAGACCCCUCUGUGAGAGAAUUAGAUGUGUAUUCCUGAGUCAUUCAUUAUUUUGUAUGGUUACUGUAAAAAUAUUUAUCAUACAACUUGCUCUUAACAUAUAGUGCCGCAACUUUAUACAUACUGCAAUAAUGUAUUUAUGGAAUUCAAAAUUGAUGCAAGAAGUUUGCCAGAUUUACUUAGAGAAAUUACUCAGAAAGACAAAAAUUCAAAUCUGAAUUAGUAUCGACUUCUCUAUUAACAAUAUAUAUAUAUAUUUAUCUUAUCAUUAUUUAUAUAAUGUCAGAUAUUUUUGAAGAAUAUAUAUGUUUUGAAGGUCUAAUAUUUCAUCAAAGGAUAGCUCUUUUUUAUUAUGAUAGUGUGUUUUGGCAAACCUUUGGCCAGUUGGCAUGAAACUUUCACAAAUAUCUCAAGUGGUUGGGAGUUUUGACAUUUUCAUUUGGCGUAAUAUUUGAAUGACGACACAAUUUGCAAUUCAUGACAUUUUCAGGAGAAGUUUCAUAUUUUUCAGGAACAGAAUUUGAUAAGUCCAUGGAUGGUCAUUGGUGUGAUAUGAGCUAUUUUGCUGGGUCACUAUAAAGGAAAGAACAAUAAAUAUUAACCCUACACCAAUCUUUUAAUAAUAAUAAUAAUAAUAAUAAUAGGUCACAUUUAUAACGCGCCUAAUACAUUGUUUCUAGGCGCAGUGGUGCUGUUGUCCCAGCAGCCAUUAAGUGAAGCAAUGUCCUUACACGAAAUAAAGCCAGGACGACAGCACCAAGAAUACACAAUAUUAUUCAGUACAAAAUAACAUUAUGUUACGUUAUGUUACGUUACAAAAUCAAAAUUACAGUUGUUACGAAUAAAUGAAUAAAUCAACUUAAUCUAACUUAAAUUGUGCUAACCCUGUAUUGAUAGUGAUUGAGUGUAGAUAGUGAACUAGCUGAUAUAGAUGUAGUUUUGUUAUAAAUAUUGAAUCAAUGUGGAUCUAUUUUUCUAUCAGAUAUAGUAUAUUGAUAGUUUCAAUACUUAGGAAUUAUUUCAGCAUCCAUUGAGCUUUUUAGCUCAAUUUGUGGCAUGAUAAGAAGAAAGUUCUAUCCAAUCAUGAAUUAAAUUCCACUUUACAUAAACGCUAAUUUAUGUGAUUUCUAAAUGACAUGUGACGUCUUUUUUAGGAAUUUAAUUGUUGAUUUAGGAAUUAAUUUAGGCAUAGAGAAACUUUUCUCAAUUAUAUUUUAUCUGUUGAAAGCCAGAAGGGUAUAGUAUUAUUGAGAGUGAUAAACUUUUACACACCCUUAAAACUCUAACUGACAAUUUCAUCUUAGCUAAAUAAUGAUGUGCUAUUUCUGAGAUGCCAACUUUCGGGGGCCUCCUUUUUCCUUUUUCUUUUGGGGAAUAUUUUCCUCAUUUUAUGAGUCACCUCUUUGUAUUAUUAUCUGGCUUUAGCAUGGCUGCCAUUAUGGCGCUCAAGCAUUUCAAGGAAUUAAUUCAUGCCAGGUGUUGUCAGGUAUUGGUAUUCUUCAAAUCAAUCUAAUAAAUAGACAUGUCUUGCAUGAAGUUUUGGAUUGUUAAACAGAAUCAGCAUGUCCUAUAGUGUAUAUUAUCUGACUUUGGCUGAAGAGGUUUCUUUCAUAAUAUAAACCCCUCAAAAGAGUUUGGGAAGUCAAGUUGAUCAAUUAUAGCUCUUUUAUCCCAUGCCUAAAAAAUCAUAACAAAUGGCAUAUCAUUUUAAAAAGGAAUAAACAGACUUUCUAAUGAUACUAAACACAGUGAUGAUCAUACCAGGGCAAGAGAGGUAUAAUCAACAUACUUGAUAUUCCAAACUUUUUAAAGGAUUUACAUGUAUAUAUUUUGACAUCUUGAAAAUGCACUUGAUAAUUUCUUUGCCAAAAUAACAUUGCAGUGGUUUCCUUCUGUGCUUUGAAAAAAGAUCUCUUGACUGCUAGGGUGUGUAAUGGAUUUAUUUUUCACUUUCUAAAGUUUUUCUAAAAUUUUUAACUUAAAAAUGGAGUAAUAAUCCUUCUGUUAAAUUCAUGUUCAGUCCAGAAUAUUGAGAUCCCGCAGUCUUAGCAGAAUGCUCUAAAUUUGUUUUCAGUUGUGUCAGAAAAUACUUAAUGUCUUGCGUUAUUGCAAUGGGGUAUUGAUGGGGCAAUGAUUUGUUUGAAUGUCACAGGCCUUGGGGAAGAUUUUUCUCAUAUGAUUGCGACAUGUAUCUUGGCAUUACGACCAUAAUGUUGAUGCCAUUUUAUUUUCUUUAUUUUGUGAAAGUUUACUAACAUUUUGUGUUUUAUGCAAAUAAAUGGUGCAAAAAAAAACACCUAACCUCAAA
Molecule: messenger RNA, 4240 nt
Organism: Strongylocentrotus purpuratus (purple sea urchin)
Lineage: Eukaryota; Metazoa; Echinodermata; Echinoidea; Camarodonta; Strongylocentrotidae
Product: bifunctional methylenetetrahydrofolate dehydrogenase/cyclohydrolase, mitochondrial
Exons: 6
Coding region: 73-1083 (336 amino acids)
Biological process (GO): tetrahydrofolate interconversion
Cellular component (GO): mitochondrion
Molecular function (GO): methylenetetrahydrofolate dehydrogenase (NAD+) activity; methylenetetrahydrofolate dehydrogenase (NADP+) activity; methenyltetrahydrofolate cyclohydrolase activity
Source: RefSeq, a predicted model, not a curated record